This is a messenger RNA of Eleginops maclovinus (Patagonian blennie), 3018 nucleotides long. RefSeq names its product adrenoceptor alpha 1Aa (gene adra1aa). Gene Ontology annotation, cellular component: plasma membrane. The record is from RefSeq and is a predicted model, not a curated record. Lineage: Eukaryota; Metazoa; Chordata; Actinopteri; Perciformes; Eleginopidae. The transcript has 2 exons. Bases 109 to 1545 code for a protein of 478 amino acids. Gene Ontology annotation, biological process: adenylate cyclase-activating adrenergic receptor signaling pathway; positive regulation of vasoconstriction; positive regulation of cytosolic calcium ion concentration. Gene Ontology annotation, molecular function: alpha1-adrenergic receptor activity.
UAUAAAAAUGCCCUUUUCUUCUGUGGAGAAAUAAAAUAAAAUAGGAGACUGUCUAUCCAACUUUUGCUGCGCAGAGCAGUGUUGAGCAUCAGCUUAGUAUCGGAACAGAUGGUCCCUGUGCUGGACAAUAUGACCCCAGCGCCUUUGACACAGAACUGCUCAAACUGCAGCCAGAUUUUUGUCCCAGAGCUCAACGUGGUCAAGGCUGUGGUUUUGGGCCUAUUGCUUGGCAUUUUAAUUUUGUUUGGAAUAGUUGGAAACAUCCUGGUAAUCCUCUCAGUGGUCUGCCAUCGACACCUGCGGACAGUCACACAUUAUUUUAUAGUAAAUUUAGCAGUGGCAGAUUUGCUGCUGAGCACCACUGUACUACCUUUCUCUGCCAUCCUUGAGAUUGUGGAUCGUUGGGUUUUUGGACGGGCUUUUUGCAAUGUUUGGGCAGCUGUAGAUGUUCUCUGCUGCACUGCCUCCAUCAUGAGCCUUUGUGUGAUCUCUGUUGACCGCUACAUUGGAGUAAGUUACCCUCUGCGCUACCCAACAAUAAUGACGAAGCACAGGGCACUGCUGGCAGUGAUACUGCUGUGGGUGCUGUCCAUCAUCAUAUCUGUCGGACCUUUGUUUGGCUGGAAAGAGCCAGAACCUGAGGACGAGUCAAUCUGCAAGAUCACUGAGGAGCCGGCCUACGCUAUCUUCUCUGCUUUGGGCUCCUUCUACCUCCCUCUGGCCAUCAUACUGGCCAUGUACUGUCGGGUUUAUGUGGUAGCUCACAGGGAGAGCCGGGACCUAAGAGAGGGCUACAAAACGGAGAAGUCAGACUCAGAGCGGGUGAUACUCCGGAUACACAGAGGCAACACAACUGUACCAGAGGACGAGGGCCUCCAUAGCCGCACACAUUUUGCCCUUCGCCUGCUCAAGUUCUCACGUGAGAAGAAGGCCGCCAAGACCCUUGGCAUUGUGGUUGGCUGCUUCGUGUUGUGCUGGUUGCCCUUUUUUCUGGCGCUACCCAUUGGCUCCAUCUUCCCCGCAUACAGACCUUCAGACACUGUCUUCAAGAUCACCUUCUGGCUUGGUUACUUCAACAGCUGCAUCAACCCCAUCAUCUACCCGUGCUCCAACCAGGAGUAUAAGAAAGCUUUCCAGAGACUACUCGGAGUUCACUGUCUGAGAAAGGCUCCCAGACCACACCAACAUCCUCUGAAUGCAUGUCAGAGUAAAGCAAAGGGUCAAAGUCAGCCACUUAAUCUGGGUCUGGACAGUCAGGGGGCUCCCUGUCGGCUCAGCCCCUCUUCCUCGGUGGCCCUGUCCAGAACCUCGUCCUCCAGGGACAGCAGGGAGUGGAGGGACUUUUCUGGAGGCCCCAAAAGCGGAUCAGGGCCAGCCGGGAAGAGCAGGGAUAAGGUGGCCAAACUCUGCAGUAAAAGCUUCCAUCGGAGCUGCUGCUGCAUCCUCAGAAGUGGGACUCCCCCGCUCGAUCCCCCUCCUGUCGGAAAUCUUCCCACGAUUAAAAUCCACCAACUGUCCCUCUCAGAUAAAGGAGAGCCUGUAUAACCAGUAUAAUCCUACAUCCAUUAGUCAUGACUUCACUUUCAAGGUCACAAAUAUUUUGUUUUGCUCUGUCGGAUGAGCUGUGUUGUAUAGAUGGCCUCUUUGAAACAUUAAAGUCUCAACUUUUAUAUAAUUCUGUGAUUCUGUGAAUACAUGUCUAUGUUUGUCAUACUUAAUAUAUCUGACAACUUUAAGGAGAUGGCAUUUAUGCUUUUGAACACAAACUGCUUGCAGAAUACAACUUGUGAAAGGAAAAAGACCUUAAAAGUAUUUCCUUGAAGUAAGAAAAAAAUCCACAGAGCCUAAACUAACUACUAAGAUUUUAAAAUGUUUACAUAUUUUAUAUGAGAGAAGACCAGGUCCAAUUGACAAAACAAAACAAGAGUUGUAUUUAUUGUAUGUAUGAUUUCACCAAAUGUUUCAGAAAUGCUGGUCAGUGGUACUAUUGUUGUCUCCAAAAUGUAUUGUUCCUGUAUUCAAAAGUCGGUGUUGCGCCGUACACAAUAAAUACCAAGGGACCUUCUCAUAUUAUAAUAAAUUCGUAUGACAUACUCCUACAAAAGGGAUUUAUGAGGACAUUUUUGGACUCUUUCUCAUUUCUUUUUUUGAAUUCAUAGCUUCUAAAAAUGUCUAGUUCAUCUUUUUACAUUCCCACCAUAUCAUGCCCCACCGAGCAGUGCCAGAUGGAAGUCUUAAUAUACUUCUGUGGAAUUUUAGCUGACCUUCUGGUUGCUGACCUCAAUCCUGACCAGCCUACAAGCCUCUUAAAAAAAUCCAUCCGAUUUAGAGAUGUCACAUUAACUCACACAGUCACAGACAUUCUUCUCUCAGGCCUUGUUUAAAUACUUGUUUUUAGCUGCCCUAAAACAUGCAAAGUCUUAACCUUUGUACGAUCUGCUGCUGUUGGUGCUGUUUACCAGUGUGCAAAGGUGAAAAACUGAAUGUGUUAGUGGGAGUUUCGAUGGCUGCAAAGUUUCACUCUGUUUACGCGGAGGCAUCAAAGGGCAAGAGGACAACCUCUGCCAACUUUAUUGAUUUGUUUUUCUCCCUCUGUAGUACCAAGAUGAACUCCAAGUGCAAGUGCGACAGGGAUAAGAGACAGUCGUGUGUUAAGUGCAGCAGUUUCCCACAGGAGAGUCAGCGAAAGUGCUUGUCUGUGUCCGCAUUGUCAUUGAGUGGCAUGUCUGUGAACCUGUUAAUCACACCAUCUCUGGGCAGAAAGAGAGGAAGCAUCCAGCCACAGCAAUAAACUAUACAGAUGGUACAGAUGACCUAAUUCACCCCCUCCAUCUAUGUCACUGUCUGCAUAGAGUGUUGGCAUUAUGCACAGAGCUCAUCUUAUGAACACCUCUGUGCCAGGCUUUAUAAAGAUACAUCAUGUUUCAAAUGCAAUAGCUAUAAUGAACACCAUAAUUAGAUCUUCAACCUUGCAGGAGCCAGAUAUAGACUGGAACAAAGUAAGAACAACCCACCAUG